CCCGUGUUGACCAGGACUGACCCUAUUUUCAGGUGCAAUGCCUUCAAGCCACAUUGUCUACAACGGCCUGCUCAUCCAAUGACAUCAGCUGUCUCUGUAACGACGCAAACUUCAUAGCAGCUACUGGAGCCUGCAAUGCGGCCAAUUGUUCCGUCGUAGAGGUGUUGCAGUCCACCAACGAAACCUAUGCUGCCUGUGGUAUUCCCAUACGCGACCAGCGUCCCACGUUGGUGGGAGUCACCGCAUCCUUCGGAGCUCUGGCUUUGGUGAUGGUUGUUAUGCGACUGAUGGAUCGAGGCAACUCUGCGCAAGCGAGGCUCGGAUGGGAUGACUUGCUGAUUGCCCUAUCAGGACUCUCAUCCAUUGGAAUCAACGCACCCGUAAUCGUCGCUGCUGAUUUGGGAUUCGGAAGAGAUAUGUGGGGAAUCCCACCCGACAAUAUUACCGCAAGCUUGAAAUGGCUAUAUGUUGCCUACUUCAUGUACAUGGCCACCGAGUGUCUGUGUCAACUCUCCAUCCUCGCCUUUUACUUGCGCGUCAUGAUCGAACGCAAGUUGCGUAUGGCUGUUUGGGGUUUAACCGGGGUGGUCAUCGGCUUCGGACUUGCAAAUUUCCUCGCCAUGCUCUUCCAGUGCACGCCUAUUCCUUACUUCUGGGACGGCUGGAGGGGCGAGAUGUCUGGAUUUUGCGGUGUUGACGUGCAGUUGUUUGGCUUCGCUCGAGGCGGCAUCGAGAUCUUCCUCGACUUGGCUAUCUUGAGUCUGCCACUGCCGAUGUUGGCCAAACUGAACAUGUCGAGGAAGAAGAAACUCCAAAUCAUGUCCAUGUUCUGUGUCGGUUUUGUCAUCACAGUCGUCAGCUGCCUCCGACUCUGGUCCUUUGUCCAGUUUGCGCAGACCCAGAAUCCGACAUAUGACAACACUUCCGGCCUUUACUGGUGUGCGACCGAGUCUAAUCUUUUCAUUAUCGUCGCCUGUAUGCCAGCCAUGCAUGCAAUCAUGCACAAAGCGUUGAGACGCAUUCGUGGUGGUAGUAGCACCUACGCAAGUAAGGGCCAACAUGAUGUCCCAAGCAGAGGAUCGUACUUGCGCCACAACUCGGAUCGGCGCCAGGACUCGCUGCCUUUUGGCACAAUCCAGAAGAGUACGGACGUGAACAUCUACCGCAGUGAACGAUCGAGUUCGGACGUUGAGCUGGUUGGCCGCCCACCUUGCUAGUAGUCGAAAUACCAAAGAGAAAUAUACCUUGUUACAAGCAAACAAUGUGUCUCAACGGCCCGCACUCUCAAAACGUCGCACCCUCACAUGCAAAUGGUUGAACACCAAACAAUCUAUUUUGGGAUACUACGUAUUGCAGUGUUAUAUGGACUCUUCGACGUUU
This is a messenger RNA of Dothidotthia symphoricarpi CBS 119687, 1380 nucleotides long. RefSeq lists its product as uncharacterized. Lineage: Eukaryota; Fungi; Ascomycota; Dothideomycetes; Pleosporales; Dothidotthiaceae. The record is from RefSeq and is a predicted model, not a curated record. Bases 270 to 1217 code for a protein of 315 amino acids. The transcript has 3 exons.